Messenger RNA from Styela clava, 1455 nucleotides. Its product is annotated as methylglutaconyl-CoA hydratase, mitochondrial-like. Lineage: Eukaryota; Metazoa; Chordata; Ascidiacea; Stolidobranchia; Styelidae. Gene Ontology annotation, cellular component: mitochondrion. Gene Ontology annotation, biological process: fatty acid beta-oxidation. The record is from RefSeq and is a predicted model, not a curated record.
GUGAAUGUAUGCUUCUAUAGUGGGAAGAAUUUUUAUUAUUUCAAAGAAGAUCAACCACAUACAUAUUCAGCCAGAAUUCAAAGGAUUGUAUCUUGAUAAUUCAGUUGUAUCGAAGUAGACUCUUAUCAGCCAAGAAAAAACUACUCGAGUGUCAAAUCCCGAUUGCGUUUAUUCAGUGUCGUUAAAAAAUGUUGCGAUCUUGGAUAGGACUCUUAGGUAGGCCUAAGGUGAUCACAUCUCAACUGUUGAAAAAGUCAAGAUACUUAUCAACGGCAACAAAUGAUGAACUUGUUGUCCAACAACUUGAUGGUGAUGACGAGGGAAUUGUUGUUCUCGGUUUAAAUCGACCUAAAGCAAAGAAUUCAUUCAGCAAAAGUUUGAGUCAAAAACUGACUCAAGCGAUCGAGGACUUACAGUACGAGGAAAAAUUAAGAGUGCUUAUCAUUAGAAGCAUGAUCCCUGGCAUAUUCUGCGCUGGAGCUGAUUUAAAAGAAAGGGCGACAAUGCCACAAAGUGAAGUUGGUCCAUUUGUAUCUCGUCUUCGAAGAUUAUUAUUCGACAUGCAGAACUUUGCAGCACCAACCAUUGCUGCAAUAGAUGGCGCUGCUCUCGGAGGUGGUUUAGAAAUGAGCUUAGGAUUCGACAUGCGUAUUGCUUCUGAUAAUGCUUCAUUGGGUCUUGUGGAGACCAAACUUGCUAUCAUCCCGGGAGCUGGUGGAACGCAAAAUCUCACACGACUUAUCGGAACGAGUAUGGCAAAGGAAAUGAUUUUUACAGGAAGAGUCGUAAAGGGAGAAGAAGCAAAAACCCUUGGUAUUGUGAAUCAUGUUGUCAAACAAAACGAAAACGGUGAUGCUGCGUACUUGAAAUCCCUCGAUUUAGCUCGUGAAAUUCUUCCUCAAGGACCAGUAGCAUUGCGUAUGGCAAAACGAGCAAUAAAUUGUGGCUCGGAAAUAGAUAUUUCUAAUGCACUUGCCUUUGAGCAAGCUUGUUAUGCACAAGUGAUCCCAACCAAAGACAGAAUUGAAGGGCUCACAGCGUUUAGAGAAAAAAGGAAGCCAAAAUAUACAGGAAGUUAAAAAAUUCUCGUAAUCACCACAUUUAUUGUUUUAUUUUAUUUAAUUAUUCGAUCAAUAUCCUAUUGUUUGAUUGCCAUGCAUGUGCCAUAGGUGUGCAUUCCACCACACUUUGCCAGCAGCAAGUUUUGACUUGUUACUCUUACUUUUUGCCAAACCAUUCUAGUUUAAAAUCAUUAUUAGAUUAAUGUUGUACUUGAUGCUGAAAACAUGCAAUUCGCCAUAGGAGUCCUCACAUUGAAAGUUCAUUGUAAUCAUGUCAUUUUUAUUACCCCUCGUUUUUGAAGCGCAUUUGACUGAAAUCGUUAUCUCAAGCAUAGACUUCUAUUGUUGACAUUUUGACUCCAGCCCAGUAAAUUUCCAAGGUUUUCACCAGCUG